AUGGAAGUGUACCGUCGUAUCACUGAGCGGGUGCGUGGCGCGCUUUGGGCGCACCAUGGUAGACUCAUGUCGGAACGUCAGUUCCAUCGAAUAUUGGCCUUUGUAUACAAUAACAAGUAUGAGUACCAGAUACGAUUUGAUCGCAUGGAGGUCGUGGGGCGCGAGUGGGGUGGCCGCGUAGAAGUUGUCACAACCCCUGCUGGUUACCUCAAACGCGUACGAGUAAACCCAUGCGUGGAGGAUCUGACACUUUACCAGCAGCAACAACUUAUUCUUUCAGCGUACGCCAGCGCCUGCGCUGAUGGCCGAAAGCUCAUGGAGCAAGCGGAGAUGAACAUUUACAAGCAAUUUCUUAAGGAUUUGAAGCCUAUUGUCAUGGGUAUUCGCGACAACCCAGAGUUUUACACCGUGCCAGAGAACUCUAUUGAGACCAUUGGCGGGGUGUUGCAAACGGGCGAUAGCAAUAAUUUAUGUCACACGCACCGCACCAUCCCCGCGGCGAAGGCUCGCCAACCCACCGACGAAGUUCGUGCUCGGCAGGAGUGGGAGCAGAAGUGGAUAAACAGUCCUAGGGGUCAGUCAUGGGCACUUACGCUCCGCGGUAAAACAUAUUUUACUUUGCACGGACCUCAGUAUCGACCGCGCGGGGCACCUGGAGCGAAGAAGGAAACGUUACCAUUAGAUAUACCAGCACCGUACACAGCUAUGGAUGAGAAGCGACUUCUCAAGAAAAACUGGAUGGCGUACCUUGAUAAUAAGCACGUUGCUGAGGUGAUGUGGACGCGGGUGAAGAUUGCUGACCGGGAGAAGAGGCAACGCCUGUUGCAGGAGACUGGUCGGGCCUGGCAUCGGCCGAUCAAUGAGGAGGCGAUUAACCGCUGGUGA
Molecule: messenger RNA, 885 nt
Organism: Trypanosoma brucei brucei TREU927
Lineage: Eukaryota; Euglenozoa; Kinetoplastea; Trypanosomatida; Trypanosomatidae
Exons: 1
Coding region: 1-885 (294 amino acids)
Source: RefSeq, a predicted model, not a curated record